ACUAAAGUCUAGAGUGAAAGUCUCCUCUCAUAAAUUAUCUUAUCAACCCUCCACCAAUUAAAUACUGCGUGUACUAUCGAGCCGAUCCAGGAGAAUCCAGGCCUCUCUCUCGCAUUCGACAGUCCGUCGACUGCUCCAGUCUCGACGGAAUUGACGCACCGGCGCCACUGCAUUGGUCCCUCUCUCUCUCGGUUCGAAAUGACCCGUACUGUGUCUUCUGGAGCAUCUAAUGCAAUGUCAAAAAUGGAUGAGCCAUUGAAGCGUGGUUCAAAUGAUAUUGGAUGCUAUUUUGAAGAAGCAAAAGCUAAGAAGAAACAAAAAGCUAGACACGAAGAGGAAGUGAGGGAAGAAGUCAGAGUUAUUGUACAAGAAGAUGCAGAAAUUGAAGGGCAAAAAACAAAGCAGCAAGAUUCCAUAGUGAUUCAGCUGAUGGAAUCAUCGUCAGCUCUCAUGGUUGAAAACCCUGAGCCAAAAUCAGAGGAUCAUCAAGAAUCAAUGGACCUGGAUCCCUCUACAUCUCUUCCUUCAUCAGCUCCUCUGAAGAAGUAUGAUGUUUUUCUGAGUUUCAGGGGUGCAGACUCUCGUAAGGAUUUUCUAUCCCACUUACACCAUGAAUUGAGAUAUGUGAGAGGGCUUCAAACGUUCAUGGAUGACAAAGAGCUUGAACUAGGGGCUCCUAUUUAUCCAAGUCUGCUAAAGGCAAUUGAAGAAUCAAAUUUUGCAAUUGUUGUUUUGUCAAAAGACUAUGCUCAAUCUGCAUGGUGUUUGGAGGAGCUUACAAAGAUUUGUGAAUGCAUGAAAGACAAUAACAGAAUUAUACCGCUUUUUUAUCAUGUCGAACCUACUGAUGUGCGGUAUCAGAAGUGUAGUUUUCGAGAUGCUUUCACAAAUCAUGUAAAAAAUGGGUGGCACAGUUCAGAGCAGCUGCAGCGGUGGAAAAAAGCUUUAGAAACAGUAGCCAAUUUCUCUGGGUGUAAUGCGAAGGAUUAUAAGACUGAAAGAGAAGUUGUUGAAGCCAUUGUGGAAUCUGUGUGCGGGAGAGUAAGACCUAUUGGAAUUGAGUCUAUUAUUUCCUCAAGAGAUUUUGGAGAUUUUGAAGUAUUUGAAGCAACAAGAGAAGCCAUGGACAAUGUAAUGAAGGCGCUAGAAGAUGAAAACGUUACUAUCAUUGGGGUCUACGGAAUGCCAGGCAUCGGAAAAACAACCAUGGUGGAACAUGUCGGUGUAGAAGCCCAAAAAAAGGGGCUAUUCCGUCAGGUGACUCGGGCUGUGAUAUCCCAAAAGCCCAACUUGUGGAAGAUUCAAGGAAGAUUAGCUUCCAUGUUGGGUGUGACACUAAGGGGUGCAGACGAAUUUGAAAGAGCCUGUGAAUUGAUGUCGAUGAUAAGGAGAAGAGAAAGGAUCCUUAUAAUCCUGGAUGACAUUUGGACGAAAAGAGAGUUGUCAGACAUAGGAAUUCCUGGCCCCAAAGAGCUAAAAAGUCGCAAUUCCAAGCUCCUACUCACCACAAGGAAUAAGGAUGUUUGCGAUAGUAUGCACUGCCAACCAAGAAUUCCUAUUGAUAUCUUGACUGAACAAGAUUCUUGGAAGUUGUUUGAGAAGAAUACAGGAAAAUCUUUUGAACAAACAACCAAGUUCUAUCGUGUUGCAAGGAAGGUAGCAAGAGAAUGUGCCGGUCUUCCGCUUGCGUUGAAAGCAGUUGCAAAGGCACUUGGGAAUAAAGAUUUAGACCAAUGGAGGGGAGCUUGUAAGCGACUAAAGGCGUCCAAAACUCCUUACCCGGAAGACAAGGGAGAUGUAUUCAAAAGCAUAAAGCUAAGCUAUGAUUACCUAGAAACUAAUGACUCCAAAUCAUGCUUCUUGCUUUGCUGCCUAUUCCCAGAGGAUUAUGAUAUCCAAAUUGAAGACCUGCUGAAGUAUGGGAUUGGGAAAGGAUUGUUUCAGGAGUCUGACAUGCAAGAAGCCAGAGCCGCAGUACAUUCUGUGGUCCAGUCCCUUAAAGAUUCUAACCUACUUUUGGAUGGUAAAAUGGACAGGGGAUGCGUAAGGAUGCAUGAUGUCAUCAGAGAUGUUGGCUUCUCAAUUUCUUUAUCUAAGGAUGGACACAGGCAAUUUUAUGUAAGAGCUGGUUGGGAAUUAGAGGAUUGGCCAACGAUUGAUGCGCAUGAAUACUACACUGCAAUCUCACUUAUGAGGAACAAAAUACCCGAGCUUCCCGAAGUCUUGGAAUUUCCAGAACUCCAGAUUCUCUUGUUACAAAGUAAUUCUAUGAAUAAGAUCCUAGAUUCUUCUUUUAAACAUCUAACGGCAUUAAGGGUCUUAGAUAUUAGCGAGACUAGCAUUUCUUUACUACCCUCAUCAUCCAAUCUCCUAACCAGCCUCCACACUUUGUACCUAGAUGGUUGCUUGUCAAUGGAAAGUAACAUAUCCAUACUUGGACAGUUGAAAGAACUUAAGAUUCUUAGUAUGAGAGAAUUUCCUCGUGAGAAAUUGCCAAAAGAAAUAGGAGAGUUGACCAAACUAAGGAUGCUGGACUUCACCAGUGAAUCUGUUGGAAUAGUUCCUUGUAACGUGAUAGGCAACCUCAGUAAAUUAGAAGAACUCUACAUGCAGUGCAACUUUGUGGACUGGGGGAGUAAAGUCGAGGGGAGUGAAGUCAAGGGAAGUGUGGUUGAGGAGAGCAAAGCUGUGGGAGCAGGAGAGGAAACUACUGCUUUGUUUGAUGAGUUAACUAGCUUGUUACAUUUACGCAUUUUGAAGGUUUUCAUGUCUGAUGCAAAAUGCAUGCAUGUAAAUGUUAGGCGUAAACUGAAAUGGAUAAACUUUGACAUAUGUAUCAGCGGAGACCCAUCAAUUAGAAAACAGCAUUUGGAUUCAAGUUCUUCACUUGACUAUGCAAGAGCCUUGACUGUUGACAUAACCAUGGAUACCUUACAGAAGUGGUUUAUCGAUGCUGUGACCAAGAGAACUGAGAAGCUGCAGUAUAUAAAGUGUCAGGAUUUAGGUAAUAUCCUUAUGGAAUAUGACUGGGGGAGAUUACAUAAACUGAAGCAUUUAUCUGUUAUCGGGCCCAAUGAGAAAUUGAAAGAGUUGAUGAACACAACAAUAUGGAUUCAAAAUGAACCUGUGUUUCAGAAUUUGGAAGAGUUGCAUCUCGUUGAAGUGAAUUGUCUGAAGGAGUUAUGUGUUGGUGAAUUACCAAAUGAAUCUCUAUGCAAGCUUAGGUUACUGAAGGUGACAGGUUGUCAUAAAUUGAUGAAUGCACUUUUACAAUCUAAUUUGUUGCAGAGACUACAAAAUCUGGAAAUACUAAUUUGUGAAGAGAUGGAUGUAUUGGAGUAUGUGUUUGCAUGUGAAGUGUUUGACGCAGAACAAAUUACUCUGAGAAAAUUGACAGAGAUGAGAUUGGAGAACCUAGUGAACCUGAUAAAGAUAUGGAAUGGUCCUGCUCCACAUGCAGUCUUUCAUCAUGUUAAAAUUUUGGUAGUUUCUGGGUGCUUUAAGCUGAAAUAUCUCUUCACUUCAGAAGUAGCUCAAUGUCUUCAUGAAUUGGAAGAUCUUAGGGUAGAGGUUUGCCAAAGGUUGGAGAGGGUUAUUGAAGCAAGUGAGGAAACAGUCAACAACAAGAUAGUUUUUCCAAAAUUGAAGAUCUUAGCUUUGAAACAGCUUCCGAAGCUUACAAGGUUCUAUGGUAGUACUGGAAGUGGUACUAAUGAUGAAGAAAAUAUUGAGUUUCCUUUAUUGGAACACUCGCAUGUGGAACGCUGCAAUAGUUUCAAAUCUCCAGCUAAGGACAUGUUGGUUUCAGUGAUGAAAAAGCAGCUUGUUUUGAUUCCUAUGCAAGGUGCAAAUUUAAACAUUUCGGACGUCUUCAUAUCUGGUGCAGAGUCAGAUCGGAGAGAGACACCUACUUUAAGCAGAAGAAGAUGAGAGGUUCCAAAAGAAAGAAGGUAUGGCAUCACUGACAACAAUCCCGAAUGUCUGUUGCCAUCAACAUGUUGCAGAAACUACCGAAUCUGGAAAAGCUAGUUUGUGAGAAAAUGGGUAACAUCAGAACACUUGUAUGUGAAGAAUUGCCCCAACUUGUCAUUUCCAACCUCUGCAGCUGACUACUACCACAGCAGGAACCAAAUCCAAGUGAAUUAUAUAAUAUUACAAAUCUCAAAAGGAGAGGACUUUGGAUCGACUUGUGGGUGAUGCCAACAUAAGGAAGCUGAUGCACAUAGAAGAAACAGAGAGGCCUAGAGGCUAGAGAAGAGACCUCAGUUCCAAAGAAGCAGCUCGAUGACUGAGGGAGAUAUAUCAUGUCCUAGGAUUUGUUGAAAAGCCAGAAGAUGCCAAGUUUUCAUGCAUGCUUCUUGCUUCGUUUCCUCUACCCAGAAGAUGAUCAUCAUGGCAUUAUCCAAUUAGCACAAUUUGUGGUGAAGUAUGGAUUCGGAAAAUGCCAGGAGCAAAUUCAGUGGUUAAAUACCUUACAGCUCUUAAUUCCAUAGACUGAAUUAGCCAUAAUAACGUUCAGUUCAAUGGUGAUGAACAAGCGGAAGAAGGUUUUGAUUCUUUCCAAGUCUCCAUAUCUGGUGCAGUUACAGGUCAGAGAGAGGCACCUACUUUAACCACAUCAUCAUUCCAGAACCUUGUUGACUCUUGGUGACAUAGAAAGUCAAAGUAGAGAUCAAAGAUCAACGAAAUUGUCCAUAGCCUGCUAGCGAAGAAGAAACAGCAGAGAGAUGUUCAAUGGUCCUGGAAGAUCCCUCAUUUGGCAAUAUGGAUGUCAUGUAGUCAUUGCUAUUUUACAUGACAUUUUAUUUGGAUGUACUUAUAAGUUUUUGGUUUGAUUCUGUUCUGUUUCACAUUUGCCUCCGAUUUUGAUAUUAGGAAACUGCAUGUACGAACUUUUACAUGUUAUGUUACAUGUUCUUUUCCCAAGACAUAACAUGUAAAACAUCUAUGAACGUAACUUACUGAACUUGUAAUU
Rosa chinensis is the source of this 4975-nucleotide messenger RNA. Its product is annotated as probable disease resistance protein At4g27220. The transcript has 6 exons. Gene Ontology annotation, molecular function: ADP binding; protein binding. Gene Ontology annotation, biological process: signal transduction. Lineage: Eukaryota; Viridiplantae; Streptophyta; Magnoliopsida; Rosales; Rosaceae. The coding region runs from base 199 to 3930 and encodes 1243 amino acids. The record is from RefSeq and is a predicted model, not a curated record.